Molecule: messenger RNA, 2943 nt
Organism: Oncorhynchus mykiss (rainbow trout)
Lineage: Eukaryota; Metazoa; Chordata; Actinopteri; Salmoniformes; Salmonidae
Source: RefSeq, a predicted model, not a curated record
AUGCCCAGCACUAUCCAGCCUGCCCAGCACUACCCAGCCGAUCCGACACUACCAGCCAACCGAACACUACCCAGCUUGCCCGGCCUGCCCAACCUGCCCAACACUACCCAGCCUGCCCAGCACUACCCAGUACUAUCCAAGCACUAUCCAGCCUGCCCAGCACUACCCAGUACUACCCAGCCUGCCCAGCACUAUCCAGCCUGCCCAGCAGUGUCCAGCCUGCCCAACCUGCCCAGCACUACCCAGCCUGCCAAGCACUAUCCAGUACUACCCAGCACUACCAGUACUACCAAGCACUAUCCAGCCUGCCCAGCAUUACCCAGUACUACCAAGCACUACCCAGCCUGCCCAGCGUUACCCAACACUACCCAACACUACCCAGCCUACCCAACACUACACAGACUGCCCAGCCUGCCCAGUACUACCCGGCCUGCCCAACCUGUCCAGCACUACCCAGCCUGCCCAGCACUAUCCAGCCUACCCAGCACUACCCAGCCUGCCCAGCACUAUCCAGCCAGCCCAUCUGCCCGGCACUACCCAGCCGACCCGACACUACCCAGCACCACCCAGCCGACCCAACACUACCCAGGCUGCCCAACACUACCCAGCCUGCCCAGUACUACCCGGCAUGCCCAACCUGCCCAGUACUACCCAGCCUGCCCAACCUGCCCAACACUACCCAGCCUGCCCAACACUACCCAGUACUACCAAGCACUAUCCAGCCUGCCCAGCACUAUCCAGCCUGCCCAGCAUUACCCAGGACUACCCAGCCUGACCAGCACUAUCCAGCUUGCCCAGCACUAUCCAGCCUGCCCAGCACUAUCCAGCCUGCCCAGCAUUAUCCAGUACUACCCAGCACUAUCCAGCCUGCCCAGCACUAUCCAUCCUGCCCAGCAUUAUCCAUUACUAACAAGCACUACCCAGCCUGCCCAACACUACCCAGCCUGCCCAGCACUAUCCAGCCUACCCAGCACUAUCCAGCCUGCCAAACACUACCCAGCCUGCCCAACCUGCCCAGCACUACCCAGCCUGCCAAGCACUAUCCAGUACUACCCAGCACUACCAGUACUACCAAGCACUAUCCAGCCUUCCCAGCAUUACCCAGUACUACCAACACUACCCAGCCGAUCCGACACUACCCAGCCAACCGAACACUACCCAGUUUGCCCAACCUGCCCAACACUACCCAGCCUGCCCAGCACUACCCAGUACUACCAAGCACUAUCCAGCCUGCCCAGCACUAACAAGCCUGCACCGCAUUACCCAGUACUACCCAGCCUGCCCAGCACUAUCCAGCCUGCCCAGCACUAUCCAGCCUGCCCAACCUGCCCAGCACUACCCAGCCUGCCAAGCACUAUCCAGUACUACCCAGCACUACCAGUACUACCAAGCACUAUCCAGCCUGCUCAGCAUUACCCAGUACUACCAAGCACUACCCAGCCUGCCCAGCGUUACCCAACACUACCCAGCCUACCCAACACUACCCACACUGCCCAGCCUGCCCAGUACUACCCGGCCUGCCCAACCUGUCCAGCACUACCCAGCCUGCCCAGCACUAUCCAGCCUACCCAGCACUACCCAGCCUGCCCAGCACUAUCCAGCCAGCCCAUCUGCCCAGCACUACCCAGCCGACCCGACACUACCCAGCCGACCCGACACUACCCAGCCAACCCAGCACUACCCAGCCGACCUAACACUACCCAGGCUGCCCAACACUACCCAGCCUACCCAGCACUACCCAGCCUGCCCAGCCUGCCAAACACUAUCCAGCCUGCCCAGUACUACCAGGCGUCCCCAGUACUACCCGGCCUGCCCAACCUGCCCAGUACUACCCAGCCUGCCCAGCCUGCCCAGCAUUACCCAGUACUACCCAGCCUGCCCAGCACUAUCCAGUACCUCCAAGCACUAUCCAGCCUGUCCAGUAUUACCCAGGACUACCAAGCACUAUCCAGCCUGCCCAGCAUUACCCAGUACUACCAAGCACUAUCCAGCCUGUCCAGCACUAUCCAGCUGCCCAGCACUACCCAGCCGACCCGACACUACCCAGCCAACCCAACACUACCCAGCUUGCCCUGCCUGCCCAACCUGCCCAGCACUAUCCAGCCUGCCCAGCAUUACCCAGUACUACCAAGCACUAUCCAGCCUGCCCAGCACUACCCAGCCUGCCCAGCACUACCCAGCCUGCCCAGCACUACCCAGUACUACCAAGCACUAUCCAGACUGACCAGCACUAUCCAACCUGCCCAGCACUACCCAGCCUGCCCAGCACUACCCAGCCUGCCCAGCACUACCCAGCCUGCUCAGCACUAUUCAGCCUGCCCAUCUUCCCAGCACUACCCAUUCCACCCAACACUACCCAGUCUACCCAACACUACCCAGCCUACCCAACACUACCCAGCCUGCCCAGCCUGCCCAGUACUACCCAGCCUGCCCAGCACUACCCAGCCUGCCCAGCACUACCCAAUCUGCCCAGCACUGCGCAGGACUACCCAGCCCACCCAACACUAUCCAGCCUGCCCAGCACUACCCAGCCUGCCCAGCCUGCCCAGUACUACCCAGCCUGCCCAGCACUACCCAGCCGACCCGACACUACCCGUCCUGCCCAGCACUGCGCAGGACUACCCAGCCCACCCAACACUAUCCAGCCUGCCCAGCACUAUCCAGCCUGCCCAGCACUACCCAGCACAACCCAGCCUACUGAACACUACCCACCCGACCCAGCACUACCCAGCCAGCCCAGCAUACCCAGCAUUACCCAUUACUACCCAGCACCACCCAGCCUGCCCAGCACUACCCACCCCGCCCAGCACUACCCAGCCUGCCCAGCACUACCCAGGCUACCCAACACUACCCAGCCGACCCAACACUACCCAGGCUGCCCAGCACCACAGGAACAGGAGAGGAUCUCUGCCUCAUCUCAACUGCUCCAACCCUUUGUUUUAA